Messenger RNA from Solanum tuberosum (potato), 660 nucleotides. RefSeq names its product agamous-like MADS-box protein AGL93. The transcript has a single exon. The record is from RefSeq and is a predicted model, not a curated record. The coding region runs from base 20 to 439 and encodes 139 amino acids. NCBI's taxonomy places the organism in Eukaryota, Viridiplantae, Streptophyta, Magnoliopsida, Solanales, Solanaceae. Gene Ontology annotation, molecular function: protein dimerization activity; DNA binding.
CUCUACAUCAAAUCAAGCUAUGGCAGACGAAGAUCAAAGCAAGAAGGCAAAAGAAGAUCAAAGCAAUAAGAAAACAAACAAUCCCAAGUCUUAUCAAGUGAGGAAAGAAUGCAUAAAAAGGAAAUCAAUGGAGCUUGCAACUCUCUGCGAUAUCAAGGUUUGUACUGUUAUUACUGGUCCUAAUGGGCAAUUGCAAACUUGGCCUGACAAUUUGGAUGCCUGUAAGGAAGUUCUUGAUCUCUACUCUCAAAAUUUGAAACCCGAAAAGAAGCAUAAGGAAUCAUCAACACCAGUUCCAGAACCAGAAGAAGAACAAGGAGAGAAAGAUCUCUUGACACUAGUUGAAUCAAAGCUUACUGCUGUCAACAGGAGAAUUCGUUUCUUGGAGAACAAGAAUGUUGCUAUUGCUGAUAAGGGGAAAAGAAAGAUAAUUGAGUGAUUUAUUUGUAUGGGUUUUUUCUUUCCGAGUGUAUUUUCUAAAUGUUUCAAAGAUUGAGAUUGUGUUUUUUUUUUCUUGUUUUGUUCGAGGAUUUACAGCAGUUGAAAGAUUUAUCUUUGAUCUGCAUAUCCUUUUUUCCUUUGUAGUGCUUGUUUUAUGAGCAGUUGGUCCAAUAUGAAUACAAUCCAUAUUUUACCCUUUUAUUCUUAUGUAUGUAUUGA